GAAACAGGCCGCGCCGCCUCCCGCUCCUCGUUGUCCGUGGCAACCGCGGUAAUAAGCGUCUUCGCGCAGGCGCCCUUCGGCCUCUCCUCGGGCCGUUGCUGUGAGUGGCGGAGGCGGCCGCGGGCUGCUUGACUGUCUCUGCCCUUCCUCCAAUGGCGGCUUCCGCCGAGCUGAGCCCCUCAGUCGAGCGCUGGAGGAGACGCUACCUGGCCGGACAGGUGGGGCCCCUGCGGGCGGGAAUGCGUGAGGGAGGGUGGGCCGGCUUGCGUGUGUGUGUGGAACAGCUGCCUGGACAGGAGGGCAAACUGCAAAUGCGAGUUCUUCCAUUCACACGAGACGCGGGGUGGGACAGGAAUGCUGCCGGCUUCGCCCCCACCGUUCUCGUGUAGCACUUUAAUUCCGGCCGCUCACCUGUUCGGUUCUUCAGGUGCUGGGGGCUCCCGUCCCCCGGAAAAGCCUUCAGCCUGCAGACCUAAAUGUACAACGAUGAGUUGCUGUUUGCCCUGGGUUGGGAAGCCACUCUGCACAUGCCCAGAGGCAUACUCAGGCCCAGAGGGGGGCCCUGGCUAUUUCCAGCUGUUGAGGGGCCCCUGUCAUUAAACAAGCAAACAAAAAGAUGCACAAAACACUUAAACAGUGAGACUUAAUUCGAUUUCUUUGUUUGUUUGACAAAGGCUUUCCUAGCCUUUUUCUGUGCGCAUACACAAACUGGCAGCUCUAAACUGAGUGUGUGUGUUAAACAUUUGGUCCGAUAAAAACAAGUUGUGGAACUUUCUGACAGAUACUUGCCCCUUUGUAUGAAGACCAGUAUUUGAAAUGUCUGUCUGUAUUUACUCCCCCUUCUUAGUGUUCUCUUACUAUUGUGUGUGUGUGUGUACACACACAAACACACCGUUGGCUAAAUAUUUUGUUCAAGGGCUGGCUUAAGGAAAACACUUCUGAUUUCUUGUAAAGUUUUAAUGGAAAACCCUUUCCUGUUUAAAGGUGAAAUGUCACUUCAAAACAAUCAAAUAAACAAACAUUGUGUAACAGGCCAGCAUAUUUUUGAUGUUAGUAAUUAUAGAACAAAAUUCUUCUUUUAGAAUAAUUCUCUGGAUGGAGCACAGGCCAAAUGCAAAAGUAGAAGGUCCCUAAUAUCUACAGGUAAGGCAUUUUAAAAGGUGUUUGAUCUAUUUGUUUAAAAGAAUUCUUAUUUUUUUAUAUGAAAAGGUUAGGAAAAUAGAAUGGGGAUACAGUCUCUUACUGCAAGGACGCAUUUCUUUUCUUUGGCCUUUUCUGUCUGACCUUCCUAUGCCUUUUAAUCUCUUAUUCUCUCCUAAUUCUUUAGUUUCCAGCCUGCAGACAAGUACCCAUGCUACUGAACCUAGGAGUUUUAGGUGAAGCAGAAAGUUAAUAAUUUGGGAGUUUUAGACUGGAAGUAAGUCCCACUGAGAAGAUAUGGUUAGGAUUGUGGGCCAGUGCUCCCAUGCUAACAAACCUGGGAAUACCUUUAAGAGCAGGUGGUCUCGAUGUUUAAGUCAGAGAGUAGCUGUUCUAUUGUGUCAAAGUCUUGCGUUCCCAGUCAUUGCGCACAUCCCUUCCGGGGCUGAAAUUGGUGCGUGUUUCAGCGGUCGCCCAUCAGUUGGAUGCUUGCAAAAUGGUCACCGCCUGUAUACAAAAUAAGAGCUGCUGAUAAGCAUUUCUCAAACUCAUUCACUCUGCUGCAUUUCCUAUAGCAAGUGCUUCUGUGCAACAUGCUCAACACAAAAACUCUUCUCUCCAAUUCUCUAUGAAUUGUGGAGGUUGGGGGUAUUUUUUCCUGGCAGCAAGGUGUCUUUUUUGAAGUGGGGAGUGGACAGGUUGCUAAUCAUUAUAAUGGCUACAUAUUAAACCAGUUGCCAAUGCUGAAGACUUCCUAGGAUUUGCUCCUUCACCCAGAGUUCGCUCUCCCUAGUCCCAGAUUUGUGGAGACUAGCUCUUGCGAUUAGAUGCAUGUUUUAAGGUAUUAGCAGGGUUUUCAGGUACUCGUGCUGGGUACAUUAGCAGGGUGGCUCUGUUUUUCUAAUUAGCACAAUCCUAUGUUGUUUCCUUGCAGAGAAAAUGGACAGCUCACUUGAUGAUACAAUUGCAUCGUUACUCAAAUGCUCCUCAGAGUUAGAAUAUACUGGCAAUAGAAGAAAGCAAAAUACAAAGCGUUUUUCAGACACUUCAAAGAAUGUUAAAAACUUAAGUCGGUAAGAAAACCAUUUUACUCUUUGAGCCAGUCUUUUCUUUUUGCUGUAAAGCAUACCGCUGAGUCUCAUCAUUGUACUUUGGAAUAAUAUAUUUUAAGAUCUGAAAGUUUUAUUGGAUAUCCUUCCCACUGUACAAGGAAUGUGAACGAACAUUGUUUUAUACAGUGUGUAGCUUAAUGCAAUCAUUUUGUGUCUAUUAGGCAGGGUGAUGAGUUGGAUUCUUUAUAUGGCUCAAGUCAGCGUGACAUACAGCCUGAGUUCAUUGGAGAUUUUCCCAGAGACACAUAUUCAGAAUCAGGUAAUCACAUUCUUAUGAAUUCUAAUACAGCUCAAAGGAAAUCUCAUUUGAUAGCCCAUUCGCAGCUUGAAAUUAAAUGAAAUAUGUAACUGGCAGCUCAGCUGACAUACUGCAUGAUUUUUUUCUAGCACGUUUACUUCAGGAUUGGUAGUGACAUCUUAUACGAGGUAGUAAGUUACAGUUCAGACUAUGCCUAUGCCCCCUCUCUUAAAUCACAUCUUCACAGGUGAAGUUUUGUGUUAAAUUAGUUGGAAAGCAUGGUGGGUAAUUUACCCUCUCCCCUCCCCCCCCCCAUUACAUGGAUGCAACAGUGGCAAUGAUUGCUGUGCCAACGGGGGAAGCAUCUCUUCCGAAUUCCAGACAGGUGGGUGAGUAUCCCUUUGUUCUACUAUUGGAAGUAUCUUGCCUGGCUGGCCUGUGUUCUUCUACACAUGGGCAGCGGAACAUAACCCUGUGUUGCUAGCUACAUAACGGCUCUUUAUAUGCAACAAAGCAAUGUAUUGGAAGCAUUUCUAGUUAACUGCAUUUUUUUAUGUCCAAAAUUUACAACAGUAAGCAUUGCUCUCAGAGGAAGCUUUUUCCCCAUUUGAGAUGAACCAAAGUAUACCUCUAGACUGGAGAUCCACUUAGACUUCUGUUCUGACCAAGGCAGAAUAGUGCAGGACUAUUACUUCUCUUGACUGGGACACUAUACAUCUGUUGAUGCAGCCUAGAUUAACAUUAGCUUUUUUUGUUGCUUCAUCACACUGUUGACUCGUGAUAAGCUUGUAGUCUACUGUGACCCCAAUAUGCUUUUUGCAUGUACUGCUGGCAAGCCAGAUGUUCCCCACCUUAUAUUUGUGCUGCUGGUUGUUCCUGCUUAAGUGUAGAGCCUUACAUUUGUCCCUAUUUAAAGUCAUUUUGUUAGUUUGGGCCCAGUUCUCCAAUCUGUUGAGGUCGUCUUGAAUCCCAUUUCUGACAUUUGCUACCCCUCCCAGUGUGGUGUCAUCUGCAAAUGUGAUGAGCAGCCCUCAAUACCUUCAUCCAAGACAGAACCUUGCGGCACCCCUCUUGUCACUUUUUUCUAGGAUAAAGAGGAACCAUUAUUGAGCACUCUUUGGGUUCGGUCAGUCAACCAGCUACAAAUCCAGCUACACCAAUACGAAACAAAAACCUAAAAAACAGCAUAGAGCACACAAUUCCAAUAAUCAACUGCAGUCUAAAAUGCCUUUGCAUAGUAGCUGUGACAGCUUUUCAGAGUCUAAAGUGGUAGCCAGACAUCUGUCUGCCAAGUAAUAAGACAUUACAGCUUCAGGAUGAGAUUACAUUGAAUAUCAUGACUUCUCAUUCUGGACUUCUCAACAACAUUCAGUAGCUAUGGUAUCCUGGGCAGGUUCUGACACCCAACUACAGUUCCCCAUUACAUCUGAUUUAAAUGAGGCAGAGAACAUACUAAAUUGGUGUGUGGGAUUAGAAGCACUAAUGAGAACCAAGAAACUGAAGCUCAGGCUAGGCAAGGUGGAUGAUUUGAUGGUGGGUGCAUCGGUCAACUUCGGGGGGGGGGUCAUCCUUUUCUAGGACAGAUUCACAGUUUUCAGAGUGCUCCUAGAUAUGGCUAGGUAAACCUAUAGAUGAGUGCUUUGAAGGUCACUUCAGACUGGUUCACACAUUAUGUUGAGUACUUGAUGUAUUCUCAACAGAAGUAGAAUUGUAAAAUGGUCGAGUUGGAAAGGACCACGAGGGUCAUCUGGUCCAGCCGCUCUGCAAUGCAGGAAUCGUUUGCCCAACGCAGGGCUCAAAUCCAUGACCCCGAGAUUAGCAGUCUCAUGCUCUAAACAGAGGAAUGGUACACUGAGCUUCUGAGUAUGUCUGUGUCUGUUUUCACCCAUUAGACAUUACUCUGCCAUCCAGUUUGACAGUGACCACAUCUUGUGAUUACGAUAGUGGUGGUGAACCAGCAAGAGAGAGAGUGAGAAUUCUUGAAACCCAAGAACUAAAUGGGAAAAACUUGAUACCAUCUCAUUUCAGUCAAAUCUAUCGCGAAUUAUCUAUCAUACAUCAAAAGCUGCAGGUAAAAAUCAAUAAUGAUCUAUCAGUAGGUUUUUAAAAAAAAUUAAAAGUAGAAAUUUUAAUUUAGUGUACAUCAUGUAUGUUUUCUUACUGUUUUCUGUCCUGCAGUGGCAUGACCUUAUUUUUAAUACUAUGUUUCUGCUUUUCUAAUCAACAAAUUUUCCUGAAUUAUUUGAUUGUUUAGAUGUUGCAGUGCUAUAAACAUCAGUUUUAACCAACGUUUCCAGUUUUUUAUUAUUGAAUUUUACAUCUGUAUUAAAUUCCAUCUAUAAUGUGAAUAUUAAAGUAUGUAAAAUACUAUUUCAAACUGAGGAAAUUCAAUUUUUUUACCAAUGUUUGAUCUAGGCUGUCAUAUAAAAAUGAGUAACCUUCAGUACCAUAUGCAGCUAAUGUGGUUAUGACUGAGUUACUUUAAUUGCUUACUUCAGCCUUCUUUGCUAUAUACGAGCUUAUUAAAACAACCUUUAUUGUUACCAGUGAUCGGAAAAGAUUCAGCUCUGCCCUUUCAGGCCAAAGGUACGUUAAGGAAGGAAGGCAGACUAGCGCAUCUUUUGUGGAGUAGUCAUUUCUUCUGACACUUAAUUGCAGGGAUGACUUACAUUUAAAAAGAAAAUGCUGGAUUUUAUGAAAAUUUACUCACAGUACCACAGUUUGUGCUCCUCUUCUGUUCUGAUGCAGCAAGAAAAAUUAGCCCAGGAGGAAUAUGCUUUAAAACUUGAAAGACGUGAGCACUGUUUGGCGGAACGAGAGACCCUGCUUUGUAGACAUGAAGCUGCUUUGACCAAGAUAAGAAGCGUUGAGGAGGAAGUUCAUACAAAAUUUCAAAUUAUGAAAGAGGUAUGGUUACUUCUAAAAAUGCUUCUUUACCAGGGGAAAACGUUUCUGGCUAAAAUAUUCACAAAGGUGGGAAUUAUUCUCACAUCUCAGCUAAGAAACUCUCAUUACUUGAUACAUAGAAUUGUAGAGAUGGAAGAGACCCCAAGGGGCUUCUGGUCCAACUUCCUGCAAUGCAGGAAUCUCCACCAAAACAUACAUAAGCCUUGCUCUAGAGACUGAUGUAUAUUUUGCUCUAGGAGGCUUAGUUUGGUCAGAAUCAAAUAUACACUUCCAGAGUUAAUGCUAAAUACAUUACUUUGGGUAAAUGAGCCACCAUGGCCAUGGGGGUGUGUGUGUGUGCAAAUUUGUGUUCCAGGCUUUUUGGACUUUUCUACCUAUGUACUAUCUGAAACCAAAGGGACACAUUGGUUGCCAGAUGUGUGUUGUUCUUUUUUUUUUUUUAGCUCUCCUACCCCACUAACAGUGCACCAGAGGAAAAUACUCCUUUUUAGAUUACCGCUCUGUCAUAUUCUGUAUGCUGUAGUGCCGCAAGUACAAUUUCCCCCAGAUAAUUUAUGCGAUCAUACAAGUUUAUACUAAAGAAACAAUCUAAAUUAAAAUAAUUGCGCUCCUUUAUCGCUUACAAGCCACAUUCAAUCAUAUCACAGGGUUAUAAGUCAAGAUAUGAACAAGCUUGGUGCACCCACAAGCAGUCACUUUCAUCCUCUUAUUCUUGUCAGGCAGAAGACAAGCCCCCCCCCCCCCCCAGCUCUUGUGUAAAGUGUAAAGUGACUGGUUAUAGGGUCAGGAAGCUCAUACAAUCAUCCAGAUGUAGCCAUAGCAGCUAAUUAUGAAAAGGCAUAAGGAAGAGAACUGGGAAACAUAACAAGUAGCAUUUUGGAUGAUCAAGAGACAUAACAUCUGGCUAUUUAGGAGGGUGUUCUGAGGAGGGUGACUAGAAAGACAGAAGAAUGAGAUGGAUUGUAUGGCCAAAGCUUAGUCACUGGUAGUAUGGUGUAUAGACAUUAUCCAAAGAACCGGGCAGGAGGUAACUGAAGUGCUUAUAUCAGAAUUUGGACAUUCAAUAUAUAUAAGGUGUCAGGGAACUGCCAUCGGUAGGAAGGGAGGUGAAAGGACUCAGACAGGUUGGAAGAGACUUAGCAGCUGAAGAGGAAACCAGCAGGGGGAGAGAAGCUGAACUGAGGGAGGUGAAAGGGCUCAGACAGGUUGGAAGAGACUUAGCAGCUGAAGAGGAAACCAGCAUGGGGAGAGUAGCUGACCUGAGGGACAGGGAGCUGGGGGGAUGGCUCAGAGAUACUUCCAGCGAAAACAGUGGUGAGGUUUCCGGACCUCCUGUAGCGACACCCACUCCUCGCCGGAAACUGUCACGCAGAGAGUCCAGAAGACGUGUUUCCGUUAAGGAGCUUUUAUGUUGGAAGCGAUCACGAAAGCAACCACUGUCGGAAUCUUCUAGUGACUAAGAGGAGCCAUGUCAGAGGGGCUCAGUCACAGACAGAGGUUUGUGGACUUGAACAAACUCUGAGGGAAUACGAUUUUACGCACAAGCAGCUCAUAAUCCCAUCACAGCAUUCCGACAGUCUUUGAACGCAGCUUGUGCAGGAGAAGGCAUAAUGAGCAACCCAGCAGGAACCGGAGAAGCAGGGGCUGGAGCGGGUCCAAGCCUGGAAGAAAGGUACCGAGUGUUGGAGGUCCAGCUGGCGCUGCAGACGGCGAGGCUGGAGGAGAGGAGGGCUCAAGAUGCAGACAAAAGGGAGAAAGCCACCCAGCUCGCCAGAAAGGUACCAGGAUUGGUGCGCAGACAGUUAAUGGCUUGCAAACAGGGGAGCCGAUCUGUACGUGAGUACUGGACUGAGUUCACCAUGCUGAUACACAGAUUGGGGUGGGACUUAUCGGCGGAACCCAUUCAAAUGCUCUUUGAAGAAGGGCUUUCUUCGGCUGUGAAAGAUGAACUUUCCCGGGCGCCCAGGGCGGAGUCUAUGGACCAGCUGACCAAAUCAGCGCUGGCCAUAGGAGCGCGCCAGGAGGCGAGAGCAUUGGAGAGGCGGGAAGGGAAAGGGGAACGUUGGAAGGAGUUCCGCAUUCCAGAAAUUCCAGAGCCAACUGUCCCGCCGGCAGAGCCGAUGGAAAUCGGAACAGCGCGCGCGCGCAGUUUCAAAGCCCAGUGAGGGGGAAAGAAGGAUGGAAAAGGCGCCCGGAAAUGCUAUCUCUGCCAACAGCCAGGGCACUUUGCCAGAGUCUGCCCCCAGAGGAAGGAAUGGCAAGGGAUGGUGGGAGCUGUGGAGGGAAGAGAGGAAAAAUACCGGAGCAACUAAAGCCAACGCCUGGCUGCCAUUGUCGGGGCACAGCAGCCAGGCCAAAGAGCAGUGAAAGUGCCCACUCCAGAACCUCCUAAACCCGCCCUAGUGAUAGAAGUGACACUAGAGCUCCCAAACGGACACCCUCUAAAGAUAAAGGCGCUGUUGGACUCAGGCAGCUCCUGCAAUUUCAUGAGCAAAGAGUUUGCAGCUGAACACCAGAUACAGACGCUCCCUUAAGCAACCCCCUGCAGGUAACCACGAUCGAUGGCAGGGAGCUGUUGGGAGGAGAAGUCAGCUUGCAGACCGUCCCAAUGAUAAUGAAGGUGGCAAGGCACACUGAACUGAUAGCUUUUAAUGUGGCCACCUUGGGAGGAGCUCCCAUUAUAUUGGGGAUGAGCUGGCUAGCGUUACAUGAUCCGCUGGUGGGCUGGCAUCAGAGAGUGGUUUCUUUUGGGUCAGCACAUUGCUUAGAACAUUGCAAAGAGGGAAAGGUUUUGGCAGGGGCCCAAGCCACCCUAGCAGGGACUGAAGUGAAGGAGAACGUGAAGGUACCACGACAAUACGCAGAUCUCCGCGACGUCUUCAGCGAAAGGGAAGCUGACCAACUACCACCGCAUAGAGCCUUUGACUGUCAAAUCAAUUUGCUCCCUGGGGCACAGCUCCCUGUGGGCAAGCUGUACGCCAUGUCAGACAGAGAGAUGCAGGAGCUAAGAGAGUUCAUUGACAAGAACCUGAAGAGAGGGUUCAUCAGAGAGUCCAGGGCGGUGGGGGCAGCCCAGUGUUUUUGUGGACAAAAAAACACGAACAAGCCGAGACUGGUGUGUGACUUCAGGGCCUUAAAUGCAGUGUCAGAACCAGUGGCCUUCCCGAUGCCCAGGAUUGACGACAUUUUGACAAGGGUGCGAAAGGGAAAGAUUUUCACCAAGCUGGAUCUAAGGGGGCGUACAACCUGAUACGAAUAAGGAAGGGGGAUGAAUGGAAAACCACCAUGUUCACCCCUUUAGGGGCAUUUGAAUACUUAGUUAUGCCCUUCGGUCUACAAGCAGGCUCCGCAACAUUUCAAUCGUUUAUGAACCACGUCCUGGGGCCGUUGCUUUACAAGAAUUGUGUGGCCUUCUUAGACGACGUGUUGGUGUAUUCUGAGAAUGAGGAGCAGCAUGUGAGAGACGUCAGAGAAGUGUUGAGCAGGCUGCAAGCCAACCAGCUGUGGGUGAAACUGGAGAAGUGUCAGUUUCAUACCAAGGAGGUGGAAUUCCUGGGGUAUCGCCUGUCUGACAAGGGGUUGGCCAUGGAUCCCGGCAAGGUCCAGGCGGUACUGGAAUGGAAAACACCCAAAACAAGGAAGGAUGUGCAGAGGUUUUUAGGGUUUGGGAACUUCUAUCGUAAGUUCAUCCCAAACUUUGCCCACCUGACGGCGCCCAUUACGGACUGUCUCAGCAGUAAGAAGAAGUUCGUUUGGACGGAGGAGGCGGAGCAAGCAUUUGAGGAACUAAAAGGGCCUUCGCCUCGGAACAACAGCUCCUGCAUGUGGAUUUACAAAAACCGAUGAGAGUGGAAACUGAUGCAUCAGACAGAGCGGUUGGGGCGGUGCUUCUCCAGCCAGGGAAGGAGGAGUCAGAGUGGAGACCGUGUGCAUAAAUUUAGCGAAAGCUGAACAAAUCCGAGAGGAACUACACGGUGUAUGACCGAGAACUACUAGCCAUUCAUGAGGCGUUCCGGAGAUGGAGGCACCUGCUAAUUGGCGCACAACAUAAGGUGCAAGUGUGCACUGACCACAAGAACCUAGAGUAUUGGAGGACGGCACGAGUGCUCAACCAACGGCAAGUGAGAUGGGCUCAGGAAUUCUCCAAAUUUAACUUUGAGAUUUGUUACGUGCCAGGCCCAGAGAAUAUUAGGGCGGACGCUCUCUCACGCAAACCUGAAUAUUUGGAGGGGAGGGAGCACCCGAAGAGAGACAUGUCAUUCCAGAGGACCGCUGGGUGUGUGGGGCGGCAUUGGUGGGACAAAGAGAACUGGUAGAAGAAACAGAGAAUGAUGAAUACGCCCAGAAUAAGCUUAGAGGUCUUAGGGAUGAGGGAGAGGAAUCAAGGGGUUUCGAGGAAAGAAAUGGAGCUUUGUAUUACAAAGGGGCACUGUAUAUCCCUGAAGGAGACUUAAGGUGGAGGGUACUCAAGCAGUUGCAUGACAGCCCCACGGCGGGCAUUUUGGGCAACACAAAACCAUGUGGUUGGUCACCAGGGAAUUUUGGUGGCCUAAGGUGAGGGAGGAUGUACGUGAGUAUGUAAGAGGGUGCGAGCAGUGCCAGCGAGCCAAAGGGGAAAGGCGGGCGCCGGCGGGGCUGUUAGAACCCUUACCAACACCAGAACGACCUUGGGAGGCAGUGUCGAUAGAUUUUAUGACUGAUCUGCCGAAGUCCAAAGGGAAAACAGCCAUCAUGGUGGUGGUAGACCUACUAACAAAGAUGUGCCACUUUGUAGCUUGCUCGCAUGCAGUCACGGCGGAAGAGACAGCAAAGUUAUUUGUAGAACACAUUUUUAGGUUGCACGGGGUGCCAUUGAGGGUGGUCUCAGACCGAGGAAAACAAUUUACUUCCAGGUUCUGGAGGAAGCUCAUGAGCUUACUGCAGGUGGAGGUCAACUUUCGACUGCCCGGCACCCUGAAACCAACGGGCAGGCGGAAAGAGCAAACGGUGUCCUCCAGCAAUACCUGAGGUGUUAUGUCAAUGACAGAGAGAAUGACUGGGUAGAAAAGUUGGCGCUGGCGGAAUUUGCCUACAACAAUGCCGAGAAUGUGUCCACAGGGAUGAGCCCCUUCUUGGCUAAUUAUGGGUGUCAUCCCAGGGCUUUCCCAGGGGGGGAAGGGGAGAGAUGGAGCGUACCGGCAGCCGAGCAUUUUGUAGAAGAAAUGGAAGCAAUCCACCGUCAGCUCCAACUCAACUUAGAAAGGGCGAAGGAAGAAUACAAGAGGCAGGCAGACAAGAACCGAAGGGAAGGUGAAACCAUAAGGGUUGGAGAGAGGGUGUGGCUGUCAACCCGAGGGUUGCCGUUCAAAGGAGGUUGUAAGAAAUUAAGACCCAGGAGGUUGGGUCCCUUUGAGGUCAUUCAACAGGUCAACCCAGUGGCUUUCAGGCUCCGGUUACCCAACCACAUGAAACUGCACCCAGUAUUUCACAGGUCGUUACUGUCACCGUACGAGGGGACGAGAAGGGAUGGCCACUCGGGGACCGGUCAUAGAAGAAAGAGAAUGCAGCAGUCAUGUGGCAGAAAUCCUUGAUGCCAGGUGGAAGGGGAAUCAGGUGGAGUAUUUGGUAGCGUGGGAAGGAGAACCGGAGUCAGAAAACACGUGGGUAAUGGCCAAAGAUAUCAAUGACGAGGUAUUGAUAGAAAUGUUCCAUCAAAGGUUCCCGCGGAAACCUCAGCCUGUGGAGAGGUUCCGGAGGGAAUACUUUGGGACCACUGAGGAGGAGGAGGAGUUGGAAGGAUUCCCAGAAUCGGAAGGGGAGGGGAGAUGGACUCGGAGGAGGAGGAGUGCUUCGAGACCAGGAACCGCAACAGGUGGAGAGAAGUGUUCGAGACAUCGGAAGAUGAAGGAAGUUCAUUCCGGGGUUUUGCCUCCUCACCGCCCGUAGAGGAGGGGCGAGAGGGGGUGAAGGGGGCCCUGGAGGGGAGGUGGAUGUCAGGGAACUGCCAUCGGUAGGAAGGGAGGUGAAAGGACUCAGACAGGUUGGAAGAGACUUAGCAGCUGAAGAGGAAACCAGCAGGGGGAGAGAAGCUGAACUGAGGGAGGUGAAAGGGCUCAGACAGGUUGGAAGAGACUUAGCAGCUGAAGAGGAAACCAGCAGGGGGGAGAGAAGCUGAACUGAGGGACAGGGAGCUGGGGGGAUGGCUCAGAGAUACUUCCAGCGAAAACAGUGGUGAGGUUUCCGGACCUCCUGUAGCGACACCCACUCCUCGCCGGAAACUGUCACGCAGAGAGUCCAGAAGACGUGUUUCCGUUAAGGAGCUUUUAUGUUGGAAGCGAUUACGAAAGCAACCACUGUCGGAAUCUUCUAGUGACUAAGAGGAGCCAUGUCAGAGGGGCUCAGUCACAGACAGAGGUUUGUGGACUUGAACAAACUCUGAGGGAAUACGAUUUUACGCACAAGCAGCUCAUAAUCCCAUCACAUAAGGUAAAGGUAAAGGGACCCCUGACCAUUAGGUCCAGUCAUGACCGAUUCUGGGGUUGCGGCGCUCAUCUCGCUUUACUGGCUGAGGGAGCCGGCGUACAACUUCCAGGUCAUGUGGCCAACAUGACUAAGCCGCUUCUGGCGAACCAGAGCAGCGCACAGAAACACCAUUUACCUUCCCGCCGGAGUGGUACCUAUUUAUCUACUUGCACUUUGAUGUGCUUUCAAACUGCUAGGUUGGCAGGAGCAGGGACCAAGCAACGGGAGCUCACCCCGUCGCGGGGAUUCGAACCUUUAUAUUUCACUUGGCAUUCCUAAGUCUGAAUCUGUACCUGUCUCCUAAGUCUGGCCUGUACCACUGAGCAGGGUACUUAUGUGAGCAGCACAAUGACAGAUAAGUUCCAGUUUUAUCUUCUUUUAGAUUUUUCUUUUCUUUUCCACCUUACUCAUCUUAAGAGUCUUGGAUUCACAUUAUGUCAAGAAUGUUGACAGGGUGACUCAUAGUUUCAAUGUGAUUUUGGACACUUUAAAUGCUUUCAAAAACACAAAACUGCUAAUCCUUUUCUUCACAAGUUCUUCAUUUUAUUUCUAGCAACAUGAAGCUGAAAUUCAGCAGUUGUCUGAAGCUUUGAAAGAAAAAGCAAAGGAAAACAAAAGGCUUAAAUCAUCAUUCGAAACUUUGAAGGAACUGAAUGAUGCUUUAAGACAACAGGCAAGUGUUUUUUAUAUUGUAUUUUUAUGUUGUGAACAGCUCUGAGAUCUACAGAUGAAGGGCGGUAAGCAAAUUUAAUAAAUAAUAAUAUACACACAAAUCAGGCAUUUUAAAUGUUAUAAACAGAAUUUUUUUUGUGAAGUGUUCUAAUACUAAAUGGUUAUUACAGUUUCUGUUAGCUUUAUGGUGUAUGGGUGAUGCUGGGUAAGAAAUAUAGUCACCAGAAUAGUUAAACGUAAUUCACACGUUACCUUACACUAGCCCAGUGUAAUACUAUCUUCUUGAAGAAGUCUUGCAAUUAUUUUAAAAGCAUAGCUUCUGCACCAGAAUGUUUGCACCUAAUGUUGUAGUUGCUUUGAUUUUGAGUUCAAGUGCUUCUCUCUCUGUCAGCUGUGCAUUUCAACACUUGUGGGUCUCUUAGAGCUUCAACAAACUAUGGGGUAACCUUCUUUCUACUGCAGGUUGGCUACAUCUGUUCUGUUUCAGGAGCGUUUGUCUGACUGGGGGAGCCUUGGCCCAUUGUGGCUCUUACAAAUAUUGACCACAGUUUAAAAAAACCCAAAAACGUACUAGUACCUGUCAGGCACCCAGAAUUUUUAAGGAUGUGAAGUUGAGGACUCCAAACCAGAAAGGGCAGGACUCACGGGGGAGCCCCAAAUGUGCUUCCAUCAGAUGAGCCUGUGGCACUGCUGUCCUCAAAUUCUGAGACCCAGUGAGACCAGAUGCUCUCCAAUUCUUAUCGCAGUAGGAGUCUACUGCUGCAGGAUGGACCUCUAAGCACCUUCCAGUGCAAGCAGGGCUGACAAUUGGAAGGCAGCUGUUGCCACUCUAUAGUUCCCAGUCUCAUUUUUGUUGCUGAAGUUCUGCAUUCCGGUAGCACAGCCUGAGCCUUGUACCCAGCUGGAAUUUUGCCUCGCCUCACCACGGAGCAGGACAUUGCUUUUCAAAAAUGCCACAGGAUGCAGGAUGCAGUCACUCUGAAGUGAUUCGUCACUAAAAAAAUGACGAGAAAGCAUGUUCCUUGGUUUCAGCAAAACUGACUUCUCCAUAAAUGUGUUUAGAAUUGCAGCUGCAAACUCUUGGCAGCUUGUUCUUUGCAUAUGUAAAGGAGGAUAAAGGGGUGACUCUAGUUCUCUUCAUUCUAACAAGCCGUGAAGGGUGGGGAGGACUUACCCAGACAGUUUUAUGAGCAAGAGAGGAGAUAUUUGUGAACCGCCACUACAUAACAGAAAAGUUUUAUCUAUAAGGCUUGGCUCAACGUCUUCCACUUCUUUUUUAGCUAAAUGACGUAAGUGAGCAAAACAAGAAGUUGGAAGGCCAGUCUCGAAAGGUGCAAGCUCGUUUAGAGAAUUUGCAGGUAAUAGUUCAAUAUGCUUUGUAUUGUUUGUCAGCUUUGCAGGGAAAGAAGUCUAAUGUAAUUUCUUUUCAUUCUGUCCCGUUACAGCGGAAGCAUGAAUUUUUAUCCAUACAAAAAUCUAAAGACGCUUUCCACACAGCCCAGGAGCGAAAGGUUAUCAAGCCAGAAAAAACAAUAACAUCAAAAAGUUACAAAGUAAGCUGUACACUAUAGGGGGAAAGGGGAAUUCUGUAUAUCUAUAUUGAUAAAUGUAUCUAUAUUUAUUGAUAUUUGUCCAAAGAUAUACAAAAGUUCAUAAUCAAUACAAAGUAUCUUUUUAUAAUACACUGAAUUAAAAGAAAUGCUUAAUCUAUAAUGGAAUGGAGGCAGAAAGAAGGAAAAGGGGAAAUAAAGGAAGGAAGGAAAAGCGAAAGGAGAGAGAAAGAGAAAAAAUGAAUAAUAAUAAUAAUAAUAAUAAUAAUAAUAAUAAUAAACUUUUAUUUGUAUCCCGCCCUCCCCGGCCAACACCAGGCUCAGGGUGGCUAACAUCAAAUAUAAACAUUGAUAUAAAAUCAAAGAAUAAGUAAAUCACCUCUUAAAACAAGUCAGGAUUAAAUUAAAAUCUGAAUUAGAUGGCUUUCUGCAGGAUUUGGGUUGGGAACAGUAAAUGCUCAUCAGGCCCAACUGUGUAUGCUGAUCUUAUAUGGGCCUGUGAGAAUGCUGCGAGGCCUCGUUCAUACUAAUUCUUAUAUACAAAAAGGGAAGGGGAGUCAGGCUGAGCCCUGACCAAAGAUAAAAAGACUUCUGGUUCUCUGUCCUGCACCUUUGAUGUUUUAUAGUGCUUUUAAUUCUGUUGGGAGCUGCCCAGAGUGACUGGGAAAACCCAGCCAGAUGCAUGGAGUAUAAAUAAUAAAUUAUCAUCGUCUUCAUCAUCAUCUAAUUAUAGAAUUCACUCAUCAACACCCAACCAUUUUAUUUUCUGUAAGUCUGAAAGUCAAUAUUUUUUCAGUAUUCAGUUCCAGAUUUUACAAGUUCAUUUUCUCUUUCUCUUUCAUGCACAAGGACAUGUUGGUUUGGAACUGCUAUAUUUUAUUGAGAGGGGAGUUGUAGGGUAAAUAGUACAGUGGUACCUCGGGUUACAUACACUUCAGGCUGCAGACACUUCAGGUUACAGACUCCGCUAACCCAGAAAUAGUGCCUCGGGUUAAGAACUUUGCUUCAGGAUGAGAACAGAAAUCGUGCUCUAGCGGCACUGCAGCAGCGGGAGGCCCCAUUAGCUAAAGUGGUGCUUCAGGUUAAGAACAGUUUCAGGUUAAGAACGGACCUCCGGAACAAAUUAAGUUCUUAACCUGAGGUACGACUAUACUCUUGAAAAUAUUAUUUCCAAAUAUGUCUCCCAUUUCAAUAAGCUUGGGUUAUAUUUAGUUUCUGAGAAGACACUGGCUGGUGUUAAUUGAAACUGAAAAGGCAAAAAAUUGUUUUCUGAAAACAAGGAACUUGUAAUGAGAAGAAUCCCCCCUCCCCAAAAAAGAAUAAUGACAUACCUCAACAGAGGAAGGUAGUGGAAAUGUGUUUAGAAAUGUCAUAAAAAAAUAAAAAAUACUUGUCCUCCCAGUGUCAAUCCUGCAGGAAUUCUCAUCCAUAUAUAUGAUGCUGAGAUGGAGUAACUUCCCUCUUCUUCAAACCAGUACAUCCCCAUUAUCCCCAGGCAGAUUUGUAUAUGCUCUCAGUGCCCUUGAUGCAAGUCAGAUGUGUGUUGCAGUGCAGAUGGCACAAGUCAAUGCACGCUUUAGAUAGUUAUCUCAUGGUAAAGAACUUCUUCAAAUUGUGCCCUAAGAGAUUCACUUUUAUGUUUGCAGAUGCCAAUUAAUUCACACAUAUAUGACCUUUUAACGGUGUUAAUGGACUGGAUCUCAGAUCAGCACCUGAGCAAAUUGGUAGCAGAGGAAGAGAAAGCUUCUGAAUGUCUUCUGACAGGCGUGCUUGCUUCCAGCAGAAACUACACACAGGAGAAGUGUAUCAGGGUAGGGUUCCUCCUUCCUACAUCUUGUUUUACAGUAAAACUGCUUGUAUUCUAUUUGGAUGUGUGUCUAACAACGCUGUAGGCUCCAGAAUUCGUGUUCAUUUUCAUAAUACUGAGCCAUGUGCUCUCCAAACCUGAGCUAUUCAGGUUCUCAGGGUGCAGUCUGUGAUAUAACCUUAUGUAUGAUUGCAGCAUUUCCAUAUAUACAAACGUUGCUCAUCUUGAUUUGGAUGCUAUCCAGGCCACUCUGAUUAAUGAUUUCAUAUCACUGUAUAAAGGUUGUAUCCAAAGUUAGUCAUGCUAAGAGUAGUUAGUCACACACAUUAAUUGCAGGGGGCCUUUAGUGAGUAUGGCUAAUGUUGAAUAUAAUACUUUUUUUCCAAGUAGAAGGUAAUAUAAAAUUACAAAAGAAAGGUAUUUUGUGUAUCUUUAAGCUCCAAUCCUAAACACUUACCUAGAGUUAGCCUUAAUGGACGUAGUGUGACUGACAUCUAACGUAGGAUUUCCCUGUUAAUUCUGUACACAUGUGGGACAUGUGUUCUAUCUACCAGGUUUCAUACAGAAACUAUUUAAAGCCUAUUAAUGUCGAAACAACUUCAGACAUACUGUUUGUCAGAGGAACACAUUUGUGAGCAUGUGGAAUGUUGGGGCCUUCCGUUGUAGUUGGAAAAAUCUUAACUGCAAUAAAUACUUCAUUAACUGGAUUUUGCAAUCUCCAUUAUAAUAAACAUUAGCAUCUGAUCCAGCAAUCUGUUCCAGAUACAGUAGUUCAAAUGCAUGCAUAGAGAUCUGCUGCCCAGAAUAGAAUCCCAAUUCCCUGCAUUAGUGUUACUCUAUCAAUCACUUCCUAUAAUCCCAGAUUAAUUAGAUUUCUAUACCACCCUUCAUCCGAGGAUCACAGGGCAGUUUACAACAUACAGUAAAAACACAAAAAUACCUACCAUAGUAACAAACAGAAGCACCCCACCCCAAACACAGUUUAAAAGGUUAUAGGCCUUUUAAAUUAGCCAGUGGCCUGGGAGAAGAGGAAUGCCUUUGCCUGGCGCCUAAAGGUAUAAUGAAGGCACCAGGCGAGCCUCCCUGGGGAGAGCAUUCCACAUAUGGGGAGCCACCACAGAAAAGGACCACUCUUGUGUUGCCAUCCUCUGGACCUUGUGGAGAAGGCACACAAAGAAGGGCCUCCAGUAGUUGUUGCUGUUAUUGUUAUUGUUGAUUGAAUUUAUAAUAAAGGGCCUCCAGUUAUUAUUAUUAUUAUUAUUUAUUGAAUUUAUAUACCGCCCUAUACCUGGAGGUUAUGAUUGCAUGGUCCAGGUGGGUUCAUAUGGGGAGAGGCACUCCUGAUCUGUUAAAGGCUUUAUAGGUCAAAUCCAGCUCUUUGAAUUGGGCUUGGAAACUAAUUGGCAGCCAGUGCAUUCGGGCCGGAAUUGGCAUUAUUAUAUACUUAAACUGUCUUGCCCUGGUGAGCAACUUGGCCACUGAAUUCUGCACCAGCUGAAGCUUCUGAACUGUCUUCAGAGGUAGCCCCAUGUAUAACGCAUUGCCGUAAUCUAACCUAGAGGUUAGAAUAUCCCCUCGAUGGGCUAUUAAAAAGCAAUCCAAGCACACGUGUUAUGAUUUAUUUUGGCAAAGUAGUGAUUAGAUGUGGCAUGAAUACACCUACGAUGUAGUGUGUGAUCCUAGAAUUCUGUCUGAAGUAGCUGUUGUUGAACUUGUUCCUACUUGCUUUGGGUAGGUGCCUACAAGGCUCCUAUUCCAACAGCUGUUGGCUGACAUGUUGUUCCUUGUUCACACCUCGGCAUGGAGAAAACACCUGGAGUCAGUAGCACCCACACUCUGGAACUGGCGGUGCUUUUUCUUCCCUAGUUGUGCUUUGGAAACAUCACCUAAGGUAACAGAGUUGCUCAAUUGCUCUCAGUUGUUGCCCUUGCUGGUGGUGGCUAACAGAAGCCCAUAAGAGCUGUCCUUGAGCUCUCAUGUAAAUAAAUGCUGCCUACAAGAGUCUCUGUAUGCUUCUGUUGCUCACUGGGCCCCUCCCAGAUGGCACUCUCCAACCACAUUGUGUAGUGUGUUGCCACAAUAGCCUAUACAUGUCAUUUGACUACACAAUCUCCUUCAACCUGUGGAGCAUUCCCUUACAUUGCUAAUGUACUCAAAAGCCUUACAUUGUGAUAUUAAUGAUAGCUAACUGAUACGUCUGUGUUCAGAGGCAUGUAAGAUGCUGGGGACAAACAGCAGCUGCUGCUUGCAUGCCUUGUUUGUGCACUCCGAGGAGUAUAGAGAGAGGACAGGACUGGGGUUUUUUCCCCCACUAGUAGAAAAAUGGGAAGUUUCUGCAAAAAAAAAUAUUUUAUAUAGUAUUGUCUCUUUCAGAAUUCCAGAAUUUAAAGGUAGCAGUAUUAGCAUUGACAAUAGCAUUGAAUUUGUCUGAAUUACUAAGCAAGGCACGAUCUUGGAAGUAAAGAAACAUUCAUGGUGCUCAUCAGCCAACCGUGUUGCUGGUUUUGUCUUUUUUUGCUUAGGUAAUUUUCAUGUGAAAUUACAAAGCAUCACAGGAAAAAUAUCCACUGGAAGUAGCUUGCAAAUAGGAUCUAUCAGUAGGACCCAAAUUUUGGAAAGAGAAAAAAAGACAGUAAUGAUAUAUUUGUGUUUUCCAGUUUUUGCCUCUAGUUGCUGAACAGUUUCAGUGGAUGCCCUUUGUGAAUCCUGACUUGCACAUGCAUGUGGUUAAAUUCAUUUACUGGGCAAUCAGGCAGUUAGAUGGAGGCACACAGGUAAGAAGUAUUCAUGCAAAGUAGUUCAUUUGCAUUUAACUCUGCUUCUCUGCGGAAGGUUCCAUGUUUUACUUGAUCUGAAUUUGACCCGGAGUUGUUAUUUAUUAUCAUUUAUAUGUUGGGUAAAUUGCUUCCAAUACUAAUGUACUUGCGUUUGCAAUCCUUUUGCUAGGUAGAAGAUAGUUAUUUUAUUGUGAAUAGGGUGCCCAAAUCAAGAAUUUGAUAUUGCAGGAAAAGCUAGAAUUCUAGAUUUAACCACAUAACCUUUUCCAGGUUUUAAUGUACCUUACUUCCGUGAAAUGCAUUCAUGGCCAGGAUAAAGCUACAUUCCACUGAAGUCAGUUAUAACAUGUUAUUAAUUCUUUUAUAUAGUAGGCUUUUUUAUACACCUAUUUCAAUUUUUGUUGGAGUCUCAAAAGUGCUGCUUUAUAGAUCAUCUGCGAGUGUUCUUCUCUUGGUGCUCUUGCUAUCUGAAGUGAGUGUCAGUCAGGACGAGACAGCCUUCUGCAUAGUGGCUUAUAAUAUGGUGCUCACAGAUUGCUUGGUGUACUUUGAUAUUCCUUUUUCCAUCUGGACAAUACGUCUCAAAUGUAAAGCAUUUGAAACAUGAAUAAUGUUGAUGAGACUUGUUCAGAGUAAAUUAAAUGACGUUUGCAUUUAUCUAGUGGAAUGCUAUGUUCACUUCAUAGUUUUAUUGCUUGUAUAACAGUAUGCAACAAUGACAUCAACAAUGAGAAGACUGGGUGAAGACCUGUUUAAAGGUGUUGUGCCGAAGGGAUGUCAAUAUAUUUCUCCUGAACAUACUACCGAUCCCAAGCCAAAGUCCGCAGCAUUCUUUAAAAGCUCCAAUUUGCCUUUAAGACUUGUAUCAACCUUAAUUAUAAUCAAAACAGUGACGCAAGGUAAGUUCUACCAAUACUUUUGAAGUCUGCAUGCAGCAUAUGGUAUCUCCAACCAUACUUAAACAGCAAACUACAGAAAGAUACUUGUUCCGACUGACUGACCCGUGAAGUAAAUUUGAUUUAUUUAUGAAGAUAUAUUUCUGUACCACCCUCCAUCAACUUGGUUACAGGGCUGUUUAUGUCAGAAUAAGGCGGUUCAAAACAUCAAAGCCAUUCUCACAAACAUAUGGCCUAACCAGCAGUGUCAAAACUCAGAAAUCACUUCACCCAUCAUUCUUUAAAAGCCUGGCAAAAAAAGGUAGGUUAAAGAAACUUGAUUUUUAAAAAUGGGGUGGGGGCUAAAGUAUUUCAGUAUGUAUUUUAAGGGGUAAUGGCUGCAGAACUUCUAGAUUUUUGCAUGUUUGGCAGCCCAAGAGGGCCACAAACAUAAACAUACAGUAUAAGGGCAGUUCUGCUAGAUCAGGCCAAAGGUCAUUUAGUCCAGAAUCUGGUUUUCCACCAUAUGCUUCUGGGGAGGCCUCCAAGUGGAGCUUGAACAGUAAAAGCUGUUGUUUCCCAGCAAGCGACAUUUAGCAAGAUAGUGCCUCUGAACAGGGAAGAUCUGAUGAAUAUUCAUUGUUAGAUCUGUUCUCCAAGAGUUUAUUUUAUCCCCCAUUUUUUAAAGCCAUUGGCUAACAUCCCAUCUUGCCGCAGUCAAAGCCAUUGUGUUUGUGCAAAUUGGUACUGUAUGUAAAAGGUAAAGGGACCCCUGACAAUUAAGUCCAGUCGUGAAUGACUCUGGGGUUGUCGCACUCAUCUCGCUUUACAGGCCAAGGGAGCCGGUGUUUGUCCGCUUCCGCAGACAGUUUUUCCGGGUCAUGUGGCCAGCAUGACUAAGCCGCUUCUGGCGAAACCAGAGCAGCGCAUGAAAACACCGUUUACCUUCCCACCAGAGUGGUACCUAUUUAUCUACUUGCACUGCGUGCUUUCGAACUGCUAAGUUAGCAGAAGCUGGGGCCGAACAACAGGAGCUCACCCCGUUACAGGGAUUCGAACCGCCGACCUUUUGAUCGGCAAGCCCAAGCGGCACAGUGGUUUAACCCACAGCGCCACUGUAUGCAGGCGUGAUUAAAUUUCAAUGAUCACCCAUCACAUUAGUAUUAAAUAGAAUUUGGAUUUUAAAAAAAGUUUUGGAAGAAGCAAGCAAAUGAUGGGUGGGAGGGAGAUCGGGGUAAGAUAGUGGAUAAGCAGUUGGCGCAAGUGAUCUUGGAGAUGUGGUUAGAGGCACUGAGUGGUGCUUCUGUAUGGAAUGGAGAAGCUUCAUCCUGUGAAUACUGGAAUAUUUUGGUAGUCACUGUCUGCAUGUGUUUGAACUUACUUCCAUAACCAGGAAACGAUAGAACAGGAGUGGGGAAGCUCUGGCCUUUGUGCCUAAUUAGAUCUGGCAUAGGUCCCCGUUUGGCCUGAGAGGUCAUUUUCCCCAGACCAUUGCCCACCUGCUCCACACCUGACAUCAGAUGGGGACAUGGCUGCCGGUGCCCCGCUGGGAGCCUUCAAGUGCAUUCCUGAUUAGGCAGAAAGCCUCUCCUGCCAAUGCACCAUCUACUGAUAGGCCAAUCCUAGUUGACUUGCCCUCUCCACCAAUCACCUGAUAGGAACUCAGUUUAAAUGCCCUGGGAUUGACCACACAAUUGAGUUUCCCCAUGUGGAACUCCAUAGCCAGCUGGUCCGUGAAAGGGCUUACAAAGAACUGAGCAGCACUGCACUGCUCUUUGAAGCGCCAAUAACCAGCUGAUCAGCAGCGCUUCAAAGCACCACACAGGGGUCCUUGAAAGGGCCCUCUUUCAAAUUUGGUCUGUGGGGUAGGGCCGGAUCCAUCUCUCCACCCCCUGUGCUAGAUCCUUAGGGCAUGGGAAGUUAACAGUCCCCACACCUAGAAUCUGUAAAUAUCGUUCAGUUUGGCUUGCCAUUCUGAAGCCACUGAAAACUAUUUGUCACAAACAUAUUACUGAUAACGUACCGGUGAUCUGUAGGUCAUUGAUUUUUCCCUAGGUAUACUCAAGACAAGGGAUGGCGAACCUGUAGCUUUCCAGGCAGUGUUGGACUACAACUCCCAUAAGCCCUGGCCAAUGGCUAGCUGGGACUGAUGGGAAUUGGGUGUUGAACAACAUAUGGUGGGCUACAGAUUCUGCACUCCUGCUCAAGGACAAAAUGACGUUUUGGCCAUGAAUACUCCCACACCUCUUCACCUUUCUACAAAAAUAAAACUUGGUUUCUAAGAUGGUUAUAGUUACACCUAAAAUAUUUAAUAUACAGGAACAAUUCUCUGCCAUCCUACUUUAGUGUAGAAUCUGUAGAUAAAGUAAGAAUGAAUAUACAAUAUAAAAAUGCCAGCAUAGAUUGGUACAUAAUUCUAGAUGGUUUGUAAGUAAUGUUUUGCUUUAAAGUCACAAUGCAGUAGGGGGCAUCCUAAUUAAGGUUUUGUAAGUUCAGGCAUGAUUCAGUUUAUGUAAUCCUUUAACGCAGUAGAAUAAGUGUUACUGUGGUUUAUUAUCAUUACCUGAAAUCUCCGAUAUUUACUUUUGAUGGAAUGCCAACAUACCAAAAAUAGCAAAGGAAACCUUUUCUCAGUCAAAUCUUUGGGAAAUUAAAGGGGGCUUAAAAUGUUUUUAAACUCAGUCAGUAGUGUUUGAACAUGAAUGCAAUAAUUGAUUACCAAAAGAAAAAUGUGGUUGGGAUUUAUAUAGCUAGUUAGUAAAUGCAUCUUUGUUUUUGUUUCGCUAAAAUUGGGGGACCAUCCAGCACAAAGCAAUGCUAUUCCUUGAAUUGUUGAAUAAAAGCUGCACAGCAGCAGGUAUUCAGAGGAAAUUAAUGCCACUAACACCUUGUUUAUAACUGAAUGUUACUAAAGUUAGCAUUUAACCUUUAAAUUUGGAGAAAUCAUUUCUUUGUGUAGGUUUAGGUUCCAAGCAUAGUGAGAAGCGUUCAGCCCUGUGAAUGCUAGGCAAUGUCAAGGCUUUAUGAACUUUGGCUUCAUAAACAACAACAACUCGGCUUCUGUUACAUAAAUCUAAAUAGGUAAAUCCAAAAAGGGCAUGAAAUGGGUGCUAUAGGACCUUCUGGCUUCACUGACAACAAUUGUUUCCUGUAUGUGCUGCUAUUGUUUUCUAUCAGAGUAGAUAGAAACCGAUUUUAUUUUUGAAACCUAGGGGUGGUUUGGUUUUUUUAAUUGGAUUCUUAAAAUUUAUAGAAUGUUUUUUCUUAAUAACCUGGUUAAAAUUAAAUCUGAAUACAAACCAUGUUACAAGAUCUCUGGGCCCUAGGUUGUGUCUAAAACGGUCAAGAGGGAUAGUCAGGAAUGAGCAAAAUUUUUGAUUCUAAUGAUUCCCCCCCACCCCUCUUUUUCUCUAUGUUUUUAUUUUAUUUAGAUUAAGGUUGGAUUUAAAAAAAAGAUAUUUGGCAUUAAGUUUUGAAUCUCUUUUUAUAAACUAAUAACAUUUAUUUAAAAUAAUAAUAAACAUUGUAAGGACAGCAAAUGUGAAAAAUGGAACAUUUUAUGGUUAUUUGAUUUAAUAAAAUAUGAGUUGUAAAUAUGAUUUCCUUCUAGUAAAAAAAAAAGAAUGAACGAGGCUAGGCCUUAAAUAAGCAACGCACUAUAAAGACAUUUUGUUUUUGAUAUCUCGUUAUAUCAGUAUUGUAUAGCAUCCUCUUUUGCCUUGCUUGUUUGACAAGUGACCCAAAAUAGUGGUGCGGUUUUACUGUUUAAAAUUCUAAUGCAUAUUCUAGCUGAUUACCUGGCUCAAGCCUUUGAUUCCCUUUGCGUGGAUCUGAAGACGGAUGAAGGGAAGGCCUUGUUUUUGGACUACCAAGCUGUGCCUAUUAUCUUGAGUCAUAUAAGAAUAUCGAGUAAAGGUGUUCUUUCCAACGCCGUUGACAGCUUGCUUCAGAUGACAACGCAAUCCAGUAAGUGUGCUAAGUGAUGAUCAACAUUUUCAUACUGCUUUGCUCAGCUUUUCUAAAUUGCAGGUUUCCUUUGAAUUGGCCAUUUGCUUGGUCAUCUUAUUUCAAGAAUCGCUUCCAAGUAAAACAGGCUUUACACCCCCCCCCAAAAAAAAGUGUCUUAUUUUAAUGCUUUCAUUAAUGUUUGGUGCAGGCAAGCUAGUAAAAGGGGGGGAAAUUAUUUUCUGUAGAUUUAAUGCUUAGCUUUCUACUUUUCACACUGAGAGAGAAAUCAAAGCGAUGAAGAAACCAGUAAGUAGACUUCUCUUUAAAAUGCAACAAUCCCCUGACUUUUACUUAGCCUGUUUGGUAAAACAUGACAUGAGUAGGGUAAAGCCCAUUCUUCUCCUUUCCCAGAAGACAUCUGUCCAACGUGCACAGUAACUUGCCGUAGGAAACGGUCUAGAAAAAUAACUGCAAAUGAUUCACCCAUGAAUUUAGUGGGAGGAUACAAUGUUUUAUCUUCUUCCUCUUGAAACAUCUGUGACUGUACAAAAGGAGUGUAUACCGGCCUGAAUAACUGUCAGCAUCGCCCUUGAGCCAGUGUCACCAACUGGACUCAUCCACUUCAGCCCCGACUGGGCUAGGCGAGCUGGGUAGCACUUCCAGAGACCACCUUCUGCACAGGAACAGGUCAAAGUGCUGUGGACUCACAGCUUAGAGUCGUGAGCACCGGAUUCACUCCAAUAAGAAGACAGUCGUCGCACAGCAGAGUCUAGCAGAGUAUAAAUGACUCGGAGAGCAGCUCUGUAGAAUAUCUUCUUUUAUUCUAUCUACAACUAUACAAACUAUAUACAGAGCUAAAUGAAAAAGCUGAACUGCACUGAGUGUCUGCAGCUGCUCUUAGCAGCAACCUUAUCUAUACACACAAUCUCUAACACUCAGUCUCUCUCUCUCCGACACACUGACUGACUGACUGAUGUUAGGCUGGAGCGGAAUAAGUAGAGAGCAGAACACCGCCCCUCCUCUCUGGAAAAUCACCAGACUCAUCAGCAGAUUCUUGGAUAUGGGAGGGGUGAAAUCUCCUCAAUAACAUCUUUGAGAUGCCUGAUAUAAACCCUAUGUGUGUUUCUAACGAUUUGUGAGGGAGAGGAGUAAUCAAGAUUUCACUUGCUGUCCCCAACAUCUACCAUGCUUCCAUGUCCAUGCGUUGGAUAUCAUGUUUGAAUAGGGAUUGUGCAUUGCGCUAGUCUCCAAUUGCAUAGUUUCCACUGGGGUGGCCCUAUUCAGUGCUUUUCUAAAAGAAAAAAAUGGUGUUAGUACUCACCAUGAAGUUGUUACAGUAAAGGCCACACUUUUAAACCUUGAGUACUCUGUAAAUUCUUCAUUAUGUGAGGAGGUUAGACAUGCAUAUACCGUAUUUUUCGCUCUAUAGGACGCGCCAGACCAUAAGACGCACCUAGUUUUUGGAGAAGAAAAACAAGGAAAAAAAUAUUCUGAAUCCCUGAAGCCAGAACAGCGAGAGGGAUCGCUGCGCAGCGAUCCCUCUCGCUGUUCUGGCUUCUGGGAUAGCUAUGCAGCCUGCAUUCGCUCCAUAAGACACACAGACAUCUCCCCUUACUUUUUAGGAGGGAAAAAUGGCAUCUUAUAGAGCGAAAAAUACGGUAUCUGCAUGGAGGAGUGUUUUGUAUACAAGAUUACUUUGUACAGCAUAUCUCAUAUAACUGUCUUAAUAUGUGAGAUAUUUCCAUUGUUACCUGAAAGAAUGGGCUAUAUGAUAUCCUUCAAUUUUAAGUGGCACCUAACUUUGAAACUGUUGCCUUGAGUCUAUUGGAAUGCAGUCGUUUCAGUCUCUCGAACUGCCUGCUCCUGGAUAGACUCUUGCACAGAACUAAGUCAGAUCCCCAGAUGUGCCUCCAACCACAUAGAAUAAUCCUUCUGCAUUAAAGACCUGCAGCUAGUUGAGCUAAGAAAUGGAGAGCUCUUAUGCAUUCCUAUGCAAACCAGCCUGCUUGAUCUUCCACUCAGAUAAAUCACAGCUUAGGACUCAUCCCACGCUUUCUGCCUAGGGUGAUUAUGCUGUUUUAUCUUAACCAGGAAGUAUUACUCCUUUUUAUCUUCAGCCCCCUACAAACUAAUGUCAGGAGAGCAAUUUUUGUGCACGUUAUAUGUUGUUGGGUGUGCUUUCCUUUUAUUUCAAUCGCACAAAAUGCCCAGAAGGCAUGAUAGCUUAGGACCUUUGGUGAAAUACAGCCCAGAAGCAAGUCUCCUCGCAGGUAACCAGGACUUCUGACAUCACCCAUUACCUGGUUUUGUACUGAGUGUUCACUUGAUAGGGGGUGGAAGUGAAUCCCCCCCACUAUCUCUAACGAAUGUGCCCCUAUGAUGCUUGUGGUUGUUAACCCUGACAGUUUUUAACAUUACAGUGGUACCUCGGGUUAAGUACUUAAUUCGUUCCGGAGGUCCGUUCUUAACCUGAAACUGUUCUUAACCUGAAGCACCACUUUAGCUAAUGGGGCUUCCUGCUGCUGCCGCCGGGCCGCCGGAGCAUGAUUUCUGUUCUCAUCCUGAAGCAAAGUUCUUAACCCAAGGUACUAUUUCUGGGUUAGUGGAGUCUGUAACCUGAAGCAUACGUAAUCCAAGGUACCACUGUAUUUUAAUGGUUUAUUUAGUGUUCUGAUGGUCGAACGUGAACUGAUGCAUUGCAAGCUGUCCUGGUGUUUUAAUGCAUAAUUAAAUAAAUAAAUGGUUUUAUACUUUGCAGUUUUAAGUGCACACUCGAAACCUCUUGCACGCACACCGAAAACAUAGAAUGUGGCUUAUAGCAAAAAUAAAGAUCAUUAGUGAAUGAGUGUGGCGUUCGCCCUGCAUUUUGUAGCAACGUGUGAGUGUUACACAUUCAGUAACAAAAACCUGCCAUAGCUUUUAUUGUUUCCCAUGGCUUGAAAACAGCUUGGAGAGCUGCAGAGAGGAGCAGAGUCAUGCAGAGAGAACUAGAUUGGAAAGUGGAGAGACCGGGUGGGCUGUGGAGGAUGGAGCUGUCGGAAUUUAAGAAACAUAAGGCGAACUCCACCAACCAUGGCUUCUGGGGCAAGCAGUGUGAGAGACAGUAAAGAAAGGCUAUUGCAGAAACUAUGAAAGGGGAGCGGGGCAACAGCCACAUGACCAGGAUCAGUGAGGUUGAAGAAUCAUGGAAGGUAGAUGGCUGCUGUCUGGGGGAGAGAAUGGCAGAUGGAACAGGAGAGACAGUCAAUGGCCCUGGGAGAGAGGAAACCAGAGGGUGCUCUAAAGCCACAAGCCACCAAUGGGAUGCUGAGGACAAUGUAGGGGUCAGUAGACUGGACUCUUCAAGGAAUAACAAGGGGCUCUGAGAAACAGAGGACUUGACCUUGGCAGAGCAAGGCCUGAGGUGCUGUGCAGUCAAGCUCGUGGAGCAUUAGGCUUCUUAUUUCUUGCAGAAGGGCAUCAAUGAGGACAUUUAAAGGAGCUACCUAGCUAGAUGGAACUACACAGCAUCAUCUACAAAUUAAAUCCCACCUUCUUCUUAAUUUUUAUUUUUAUUAUGUAUUUUGUGUUUUUAUAUUGUGAUUUCAUCUUGCAAACCCCCCUGAAACCUGCGGGUAUAGGGUAGUAUACAAACUUAAUAAUAAUAAUAAUAAUAAUAAUAAUAAUAAUAAUAAUUCUUAAUGCCUUCCCACCGCAGAGCUCCAGAUCCAAAAAGGUCACAAACAGCUGAGACCCUUUGGUGUCAUCCGUCAAGGUCCCUGGAUAUAGUCAGGAAGGUGGUUUUGUGCCGGGAAGACUCCUCAACUAAAUGUAGCAGAUGGAAAGGCCUAUAUACCUAUUUUGGAGAGUCCUUUAUUGGACCUGCUGUGUGCUAAUGCAGCUGCCCUCACCCCACCCUUUUACUUGCAGCCCCGCAAUGCAGUGUGGAAUUUCCGGGUUGUUUCUUAAGGCUCUAAAAUAUAUCCCUUUUUCAUACAGUCGAAACACCCUCUAUUUUUUAGAAGAGUACUAUUGUGUCAAAAGUUCUCCCAACAGCCAGAGCCACUAGAGGGAGUGUGCUUGUUUUGAAGCUGCUCAUGGCCGGAGUUAUUGGCUUCUUCAGCUUUUAAAGAUGUACUCCACCUGUUGGCAGUUCUUUGUACUCUAAAUCCCAGUAAAAGGGCUUCUUGGUGGAGGAUAGCAAGAAAAUCAGGGCAAUGCUUUGCCUUGGGCUUGUUGUGCACACUCCCCCUGCUUCAAGAAGAACACAGUGCAAGGCUCAUUCUUCAGGCUGUUUAAAAACAUGCACCUGCACAGGGCUUUAGCUGUUUCAAGUUGCCGCACAUGUGAGCGAUUGAGCACAUUACACAUUGACUGCUGCCUUUUAUUUGGCAUGGCUCUUGCACCAGACUCUUGUUAAAAGGUUAUAAAGGGCUCAGAUCUGUGUAAUGGUCCACUAGAACCAAGCGUUGCUUUCCCUGCGCAGAACAUGGGUGCUAGUCAAGCUUGUUCUGGAAUAUUGAGCUUCUGGCAUUUUUAAAGAACAGUUACCGCUUUUGUUUGUACGAUAAAGUGGAAACAUGCCUGUUCUUAGCCAGAUAUUUUUCUUCCAAAAGGGUCACAUUUUUAUUCUGGACUUUGCCAAGGUUGUAGGCAGACGGCUUCUGCUUAGACCAUCUUCUGCGUAGCGUGAACUUUGUUUCAAGAGUAUAAAUGACAGUACAGGCAGCGCUGCGAGGGUUAAUCCAUCACAUCCUUUACUCUUCUAAAGGGCAGGUGCGAAUUUAUCUUGAAGAGAAACAUUUGAAGCAGGAGCAGAAGAAAUAAUUUAUAGCUUAUGUGGGAUAAGCAGUGAAACAUCUCUUUAAAGGAUUCCCUUCCUUUCCCAUCCUGUCUCCCUUUGUAGUCUUCCUUCUGAUUAUUCGUCUAGCAUUCUCAUUCUCUUCUAGAAGCCGAGCUCGGCAUUCAGCCAAUGCGGUGCUGCUCUGUGUAGUGCAAGGCAUUGCUGAGCUGUCUGAACUCAUGGCUGAGGGUUUUCAUCUGUCUUGGAGCCUUAAAGAGCUGUUUUCUUUGAAUAAAAUCUCUCUUCCAUGAGAAGCCUGUUUAGUAUCUACCAUCCUUUUUGUUGUUGUUAAUGGCCUUCAAUUACUGAUACUGCUUCUUCCUGCUUUACUGUGCUGCUUUAGAUUUUGCUGUCUUUAUUAGGAUUUGCAUUCCUAUGGCAUUAAAAAAACAAAGAUCAUGGCCACUGGGCCCAUCACCUCCUGGCAAAUAGAAGGGGAAGAAAUGGAGGCAGUGGGAGAUUUUACUUUCUUAGGCUCCAUGAUCACUGCAGAUGGUGACAGCAGUCACGAAAUUAAAAGACGCCUGCUUCUUGGGAAGAAAGCAAUGACAAACCUAGACAGCAUCUUAGAAAGCAGAGACAUCACCUUGCCGACAAAGGUCCAUAUAGUUAAAGUUAUGGUUUUCCCAGUAGUGAUGUAUGGAAGUGAGAGCUGGACCAUAAAGAAGGCUGAUCGCUGAAGAAUUGAUGCUUUUGAAUUAUGGUGCUGGAGGAGACUCUUGAGAGUCCCAUGGACUGCAAGAAGAUCAAACCUAUCCAUUCUGAAGGAAAUCAGCCCUGAGUGCUCCCUGGAAGGACAGAUUGUGAAGCUGAGGCUCCAAUACUUUGGCCACCUCAUGAAAAGAGAAGACUCCCUGGAAAAGACCCUGAUGUUGGGUGUGAUGAGGGUACAAGGAGAAGGGGGCAACAGAGGACGAGAUGGUUGGACAGUGUUCUCGAAGCUACCAGCAUGAGUUUGACCAAACUGCCGGAGGCAGUGGAAGAUAGGAGUGCCUGGCAUGAACUGGUCCAUGGGGUCACGAAGAGUCGGACACAACUAAACGACUAAACAACAACAGCUGCUAAAAUUCCUUGCACCAAGACUUUUGUUUUGCCCAGAUUUGUUAUCCCAAGGUUGCUCUACCAUGAAAACCCUGACCUUUGAGUAAGCUAUCCUGGCUACAGCCAAUUUUACCCUUCGCCACUGCAAUUUGAACAUCAAAUGCUGCAUUGUAGGUGGAGCUGGGUGGGUCAAGAAGGUAGCAGGACAUCUUCCAAUAACAAGCUUUGAAGCAGACCACCCCUCUAGAGAGGAAGACGGCUCAAACCAUGUCAAGAUGUCAACUGAUCUCAGCUAAACUGAAGUUCAGGGUUUCCAUGGUAGAAUACCUUGCCACAUGUCUGGAAAGUAGACUGGCUGUUCUUCUGGUGGUAAAAUUAAAGCAUUUGGGCCAAAAUAAUUUCCAAAAGAGGCUUGAGUAGUUGUGCUGGCCUAUUCACAAGACUGGCCAAGAGCAUUUAGAAUCCAGUUCCUACACUUUCAAACUAAGGAAAAUUUACUUUGUUGCACUAGAGAAAGAAGAACUUAUGUAGACGCUUGUUCAGGCUGUUUCCUAACCAAACCUAGAAAAUAAUCAACCAGAGGUAUAGCUUAACAGUGCCAAGCAUCAGUCCAGAAACAAGAAAACCCAUUUUCACAGCUAUUACCCAGCAAUCUUUGCUGCUAGAUACUAGUGAAUCAACCAAUCUUUCAGAGAAACGAGUGAGAUGGUACAUUUUGAAGAAGCCAGUAAGGGCACUACAGAUGUACAGUGGUGCCCCGCAAGACGAAUGCCUCGCAAGACGGAAAACCUGCUAGACAAAAGGGUUUUCCGUUUUUCAAUGCGCUUCGCAGGACGAAUUUUCCUAUGGGCUUGCUUCACAAGACGAAAAUGUCUUGCGAGUCUUGAGAUUUUUUUUCCGCUCCCCCCCCUUUUUCUAAGCCGCUAAGCCUUUAAUAGCCUUUUAGCAGCUAAGCCGCUAAGCCUUUAAUAGCCGCUAAACCGCUAAUAGCGCUAAUCCGCUAAGCCGCUAAUAGCCGUGCUUCGCAAGACGAAAAAACCGCUAGAUGAAGAUACUCGCGGAACGGAUUAAUUUCGUCUUGCGAGGCACCACUGUAGAAUAAUUCUACACCUGUCUACACACAUUAUAAUUGAUUCUAUAAUGAUUAUCGAAUCAGUUCAUUUUUUCAGCUCCCUCUUCUAUGCCAGGAUAUGUGAUGUUCUCAUGUUCUGUACUUAAGGGCUGCAGGGUGCCUGUGCUUGAAUCUGAAUUUAAGAGUAUUCUUCUAAAGUUGGAAACUGUGCAAUAUGCUUUACGUGACUAGUUUUAUUAAUUUGUUUUAAAAACCUUUUUCUUCCUUUUUUCAACUAAUUAUAAUUAUUGGUCACUGUAUUCUACAGGGUUUUUGCAUCCGUUUCUGGAAGCUUGCAGUAAUGAGACCUUUUUUCGCACUUGUUCACUGUUGCUUCGAAACCCUAAGCUAGAUACACAGAUACUGGAAAAACUUAGUAUUCUGCUGCAAAAGCUCUCAAAAAUUAAGUAAGUCUUGUCAACUUUUUCUUAUUAUCCAGUUUUAUUAGCCUCUCUUUGUCAUCUUUUUCAACCCAUUGUCAGGUUCUUGCAUUGUGUAAUAGGCACAUUAACUUUAUUUCCCCCUCAGCAUCAUACUAAUAUUUAAGAGGAAAUGAUGACAAAUGAAUUGUGAUCUCCACUUGAAAAUAAUAACUGUAGGUAAAAAGUGAGUGGGGUAGGGGAAAGUUCCCAAACUUUCAAAUGUAAGCCUUAAAAAUAUUUGUUUAAGCUAAAGAAAUAUUUUUAAUUAUGGUUUCUGAGACAGUAUUACCUUAACCACAAUUCCACAGUUCAUGCUUUGUUAAAAUAUAAUAAUCGGUAAACAUUUUUGUUAGUUUCAACAACCUGCCUUCAGAAACUAUGGUCUGAAGUUGGCUUUUCUUAAGUGAGCCAUAGUUAGUAUUAACCAUAAUUACUGUUAAUCACAGACAAAGCCACAGACUGACUGAUCAAAGAGCUAAAAGCUUCUAAACUCUUCCUGGCUGUGUGUGUAGGCAGAGCAUAUGAGCAAUGGUUUACACAUGUUUCACUAAACCAGUGAUUGGUAAUCCUUGCACCUAGGGGCCAAAUGUAGUCCUCUAUUCCCCUCUGUCUGGCCCUUAGGAUUCUCCUCAGACCAUGGCCCAUUCCUCAGGCCACGUCCCUCACUUCCCUUGAUGCCCUCGAGUGCUUUUCCCUCACUGCAAUGUGUCUUUGAACUAUGAUAACAUCUGUUGUUUGUGUGGAUGGGAGGGUGUGUGUGAGGAUAAACCUCUAGCCUUUCUGUGACUGGAAUUUAGCCUACAGUACAACUGUUGCUCCACCCACAUUUGCCUCUGGCCACGCCCACUUUUUGCCUCUUACCCUGCUCGCUACUGGCAUGUGGCCCUCAGAAGUUUGGCUAUGAGGAAAUACAGGCCUCACAUUUAAAGUUUCCUCAACCCCUACUCUAAACCAUGAUCUAGCACGAUGUGCAAAUUUGGCUGCUGUUGUCAGAUGCCAUUGUGGGAUAAUUUGUAGACACCUUUAUUUAACAAAAAGUUUUCUGUGGCUUUACACUGCUGUUAAGUCCCUUUAUCUUACAAAGCUUCAUAACGAAAACCAAACACAUCUCAAAUCUACUACAGUAUCUGUUAAUACUAAGAAAGGCAUUUAUUUUUACUUCAAACAUUUUUCAGAUGCUAUGUAACUUGUAGUGUUCAGAUAUAAUUGAAAUUCUUCCCGUCCUUCAGAGUGAUCAAAAUGAUGUUCCUUCACUGCAUAACAUUCUUGGAAAAUAAUCUUACAGGGGCAAUAAGAAGAUGUUUGAGCUGUUCACGAUUCACCUGAUGAUUCAAGAGCUACAGAGGACAACGCAUCCAGAUCAUGCUUUCUUAUGUAUUAACCUCAACUCAAUUCUCUUCAAUUUGGGACUGACAAAAAGCAACCCCAAAAGCAAUAGUCUAAAUGGGAGCCAGUAACAGAUUGCAUUUUAUUAAGAUGUUUUCUGAAGCGUGUUGAUUUUAAAUGAAUAAAUGAAGGGGGAAAUGUCACAAUGGACAUAAUCUUUUAUGCCAAUAUGCUCCUCAAAAUAGGCCAAGGACAGUUUGCCAUUUUAUUGAAUACUUGAUUUACCCACCCCCUUUAAAUAUUGUAAGUUUUACAGUGGCCAUGAUCCAGAG
This is a messenger RNA of Podarcis lilfordi (Lilford's wall lizard), 32581 nucleotides long. The record is from the annotation of a GenBank genome assembly. Lineage: Eukaryota; Metazoa; Chordata; Lepidosauria; Squamata; Lacertidae.